Bufo gargarizans (Asiatic toad) is the source of this 2719-nucleotide messenger RNA. It is a transcript of the gene KRIT1, whose product is annotated as KRIT1 ankyrin repeat containing. Gene Ontology annotation, cellular component: cytoskeleton; plasma membrane. Gene Ontology annotation, molecular function: protein binding. The transcript has 18 exons. Gene Ontology annotation, biological process: negative regulation of angiogenesis; regulation of establishment of cell polarity; cell redox homeostasis. The record is from RefSeq and is a predicted model, not a curated record. The coding region runs from base 276 to 2507 and encodes 743 amino acids. Lineage: Eukaryota; Metazoa; Chordata; Amphibia; Anura; Bufonidae.
UGCGCAGUUCCGGACUAUUAGCGUAACCACGCCUCUAUCUUGUCGUCACGCCUCCUGUAUUUCUCAGACCACGCCCCGGGAAGACAUGCUGGCGCGUCUGCGGGAGGCUAGUACAGGAUACCUACUGUUGGACGGAUCGUAGUAGCCGCUCAGCCCCAUUGGUCACCCCCAUCCGAUACCGCAGGAGGAGCAGAGGCAGCAUGUGAGGAGCACCGGAGGCCGCCGGGCCGGGCGUGCCCUGCGUUUCUCCAUUGACCUGCCAGGGCAUUAUCACUAUGGGCAUCCCCACUGACACAGAAGAGGUGCAUGUAGCCGUCAUCCGCCCAAAAAAUGCUGGAAGCCUCAGUUCACGGGAGUAUCGAGCAAAACUGUAUGAGAUCUUGAUGAUUGAGGUGCCAAUAGAAGGGCAAAAGAAGAAGCGGAGGAAGGUUUUGCUGGAGACCAAUCUACAGGGGGAGAAAGACAAGUCCCAGGAGAUACUAGACUAUGUGCUGGAGACCACAAAGCAGAUCUACCCCUCGAAUCAAGGGGUUAAAGGUAAAAGAGUUGUCUUAAUGAACAAGUUUCCUCUGGACGGUGAAAAGGCCGGUAAAGAGGCGACUCUGUUCCUGGUCCCAACCUCUGUGAAAGAUAAUUUGAAGACCAACUCCAACCCUGGGAGUCCUGUCUUCUACUGCCUGCAGGAUAUCAUGAGGGUGUGCAGCGAGAGCAGCAGUCACUUCUCUACAGUUACAGCUCGCAUGCUCAUUGCUCUGGAUAAGUGGUUGGAUGAGCAGCACACUAAGUCUCACGCCAUUUCUGCGCUGUUCCGCCCGUCUCCUCUGGAUAGGAUAAAGACCAACGUGACAAACCCAGCGUAUUCCACGGAGGCUGGGCAGUCGGAAGACUCGCUGCACAUGGGAUAUACCGCCCUGGAAAUCAAGAGCAAAAUGAUGGCUCUGGAGAAAGCGGACAUGUGCAUUUACAACCCUCUGUUUGGUUCGGAUCUGCAGUAUACCAACAGGGUUGAUAAAGUGGUGAUCAACCCCUACUUUGGGCUCGGGGCCCCAGACUACUCCAAAAUCCAGAUCCCGAAAAGAGACAAGUGGCAGAGGAGCAUGAGCAGCGUCAUGGAAGACAAAGAGCGCCAGUGGGUGGAUGACUUCCCUCUGCACCGCAGCGCCUGUGAAGGGGACUCCACGCUGCUGAGCAAACUACUCGAUGAAGGCUUUUCUGUCGACCAGCUGGACAACGACCAGUGGGCGCCCAUACAUUAUGCGUGCUGGUAUGGGAAGGUGGAGGCCACCAGCAUGUUACUGGACAAAGGAAAAUGCAAUCCAAACUUGCUGAACGGACAGCUGAGCUCCCCACUUCACUUUGCUGCCGGAGGCGGACAUGCUGAAAUAGUUCAAAUUCUUCUCAAUCACUCAGAGACAGACAGGCAUAUAACAGACCAACAAGGACGAUCCCCUGUGGAUAUAUGUGAAGAGAACAAGCAGAGUAAAUGGGAGGAGACGGCUGAGCUGCUGAAGAAUUCUCUUAAUAAACCCUAUGAAAAGGUUCGCAUCUAUCGAAUGGACAGCUCGUACCGCUCGGUGGAGCUGAAACAUGGCAAUAACACAACGGUGCAACAGAUUAUGGAGGGGAUGCGUCUGUCCCAAGAGACCCAGCAGUUUUUUGCCAUUUGGAUCUGCUCAGAGAAUAUCAGCUUGCAGCUGAAGCCAUUUCACAAGCCCCUGCAGCAUAUCAGAGACUGGGCCGAGAUAGUCAAUGAACUGACCAACCUGGACCCCCAGAGAGAGACCCCGCAACUCUUCCUCCGCAGAGAUGUAAAGUUACCACUAGACAUAGAGAAGAAGAUUGAAGAUCCUCUGUCUAUACUGAUCCUUUUCGAUGAAGCGCGAUACAACCUCCUGAAAGGUUUCUAUCCAGCACCAGACGUGAAGCUGAUCACGCUGGCCAGCCUCCUCCUACAGAUCGUAUAUGGGAACUACGAGAGCAAGAAGCACAAGCAAGGAUUCAUGAAUGAGGAAAAUUUAAAGUCCAUUGUACCAAUCACCAAGCUGAAGAGUAAAGCCCCUCAUUGGACAAACCGCAUCCUCCAUGAGUACAAGAUUCUGAGUACAAGUGAAGGGGUCAGCAAAGAAAUGCACCACCUGCAGCGCAUGUUUCUCCAGAAUUGCUGGGAUAUACCCACCUACGGAGCAGCCUUCUUCACAGGACAGAUAUUCACCAAGGCCACGUCCAGCAGUCACAAGGUCAUUCGGGUGUAUGUGGGUGUCAAUAAUAAGGGGCUGCACCUUCUCAACCUGGAGACCAAGGCUCUAUUAAUUAGUCUAAAGUUUGGCUGCUUUAAGUGGCAGCUGGGAGAAGGAGAUACCUGCUUCCAGAUCCACAGCAUGGAGAACAGAAUGAGCUUCAUUGUCCACACCAAACAGGCCGGCCUCGUAGUGAAGCUCCUGAUGAAACUGAGCGGCCAGUUAGUGCCCGGAGAUCAGAACAUCACAGAGCGUUACGGUUACGGAUAGCCAGUAAGACGUCUCCGCACCACGUCCUCUAUGCACCUACCGAGCCCUCACUGAGUUCGAUGCAGAAGCCUCGGCCGCAGACUGGUUGGCAGGCGCCGCCCAUUCAUCCGCUUCUUUUUAUAUGUAUUUUUGUACACUCCUUUUAUUUUUUCAUUAUCAAUAGAAGUGCUGUCAAAAAAAAAGCAUUUAUUUAUAAAAAAAAAAAACGUAAA